Messenger RNA from Ceutorhynchus assimilis (cabbage seed weevil), 4918 nucleotides. Lineage: Eukaryota; Metazoa; Arthropoda; Insecta; Coleoptera; Curculionidae. The record is from the annotation of a GenBank genome assembly.
CCGUUUUCUAACCCGGUUACAGUGACAAGUGACAUCUUCGAUGCCACUCGAAUUUGAGCGGUAUGUUGCGGUUUGUUAAACCGGAGCCACGUGAAAAGGGCUAAUUAUUUAUCUGCAACCCUGCACCACAGCUCCUGCACCCUGCAACGAACUGUCAAUCCUAAAUAUAACCUCAUUUCUGGGAUCAUAAUUAAAAAGCUAAAAAAAUCAAUAAUACAUACUUCUCCAUUUUCAUGAUGUAUUCAUUUUCCUAAUUUUAGGUUCAUGAUUCUAGUUUUCUUGAAGAAAAUAAGAUGAUAUGGAUUGCCUUGCACCAAAUUUGCGUUAUAUGCAGUACAUUUGUUUGUGUUCUGGCAGGGGAAUUAGGUAACCCCUACACUAUUUUAGGGGUGCAUCGAAAAGCAUCAUCACAGGAGAUAAGACAAGCUUACAGGCAAUUAGCGAAAGAAUGGCAUCCAGACAAAUCAAAAUCGCCAGAAGCUGAGGAACGUUUUGUUGAAAUCAAACAAGCUUACGAACUUCUUUCUGAUGCCGACAGACGCUCUCUUUAUGACAGGAAGGGGAUCACUGAAGAUGACUUCUAUAAAAGACCUGAAAAACAUUCAUUUUUCACCCAGAGUCCUUUUGACGACAUGUUUGGCCCUAAUGGUGCACACUUCAAUUUCCAAGAAAAUGACAUCACAUUUUUUCAUAAAUUAUCGAUAACCACCAAACAAUAUGAUAAAAUCAUUCUGCCCAAAAGCGAAACAACCCCCUACCUCUUAUUUUUUUACACAGACUGGUGUUUCCCAUGCUUGCAAUCAGCCCCAUAUUGUCGCAAGCUUCACGAUAGUCUGGAACCAUUGGAUAUCAAUUUUGUUACAGUUCAUUCGAGUAGGGAACCAAAUUUAGCUAGAAGGUUAAACGUACACACUUUACCUUGCCUUGUACUGCUCAUCGAAGGAAAUAGUUAUGUUUAUAAGGAAAGUGUAACUAAUGUUCCAAAAAUAAUUGAAUUCAUCAAGAGCAAAUUUCCUUAUAAGCUGGUUACUAAACUGAACGAAGAUAAUUUGGAAGAAUUUCUAGAUGGUUGGUCUGAUAAUAGAAUCAGAGGUUUAAUACUGCCUCAUAAAAUACAUACGAGGCUGCGGUAUCUUGUGACUGCAUAUCAUUUCAGACGCCAUGUAGCUUUUGGUAUUGCAGAAACUGAUAGCAUCCACAACAAAUAUCAAGUACCUCCAGAUAUGGAUACUGUUUUACUAUUUAACGAAAAUAUCUCCUAUCCAAUGGCAAGCAUCUCAAUGAAGGAUAUUCCUACAUCCACACUUUACAACAUUAUUUCCUCAAACCAAUAUUUGGCACUUCCAAGAUUAUCAUCGCAGAAAAUGUUAGAUGAACUUUGCCCUUGUGAAUGGAAUCAACCAAAAAAGAAAAUUUGUGUUGCUUUGAUAACUGAUGAUUCUUCAGUUCAUGAUUUACAUCGGCAGAGCUUUAGACAUUAUGCUCAGAAAUUUCCAUAUAGCACUGAAAAAGUUCGAUUCGCUUAUAUUUACCAUAGACGUCAGGCUCACUUUAUCAGUGCCUUAAGACCAGAUGGUGAAAACAUGGAACCCUUAUUGAGAAUUGUAUUGUUCUGGAGACGAGAUACUUCUUUGAUAAGGUAUGAAUGGGCACCUGUUAGAUGGGAAUUAGAAAGCAACUUGAAUAAUUCACAUGAAAAGCUAGCAGAAACUAUUGUUAGGCUAUUAAAAUCUUCAGAAACUUUUCCAUAUGAAGCUUAUGUUACCGACUUAUUUGAUGAACAUGCCAUUGGUUUUGUGAAGAAAGCUAUCAUGAGAGUGUCUCAAUUUUUGGAAUCAAUUUAUGAUAGUCUUGGCAGGGAACAAAUUCUACCAGCACUUUCCGUUCUUGGCACUAUUGUGUUUAUUUUGGGAAUUGGUUAUUUGAUGGCUCAUCUUGUUGAAAAAGAGGAAGAAAUCAUCAAGAAAAAGAGAGCAGAUGAUGAUUCAGGCAAUAACAAUAACAAUUCCAACUCUUCCUACCAACCGGAGCUGAAACUGCAUGAACUGAGAUCGGAGAAGUACAACGGCUUGGUGCGGCUUUUGAAACCAGGCUGUAGAACCGUUCUGCUGAUUUUGGAUGUCCAAUCUAGGCAACAGCUCAUUCCUCCAUUUCAUCGGGCAGUAUGGCCUUAUAGGAAAAAUAAAACUCUUCACUUUGCUUACAUGUACAUCGAAAGGGGUCUCACAUGGUACAAAGAACUAUUGCAGUUGUCUCUGUUCGAAGAGAGGGAGUUGAAUAUUAACCCGAGAAAUUGUGUUGGGACUGUUUUAGCUUUGAACGGACACAGGAAGUAUUUUUGUGUAUUUCAUGCCAAACACACCGAGAAAAGAAAGACAUUAACGAAAUCCACAGAUACUCCUGGCCAAAAAGACUGUGAAAGUGGAGCAUUUAUAGGCUUCAACUCAGAAGACUCGGAAUCCGAAUCUGAAGAAAUUCUGCUACAAGGUAGUUUGUUAGAUGGUCUUUCCAAUUGGUUAGAUCGUCUUUUUGAAGGUACAACUCAGAGGUAUCACAUUAAUUAUUGGCCAGAAUUUCCUAUAAAGUAAUAAGACUUAGCUAUUAUAUGAGUAUUCAUUAUUUAUUUAUCCAAGUUAGAGCAAUUUUACCUCCGGCACUAGCCCAAAACUAAUAGAGUUUUCUGUGUAGAGAACUUUUUUUUUUAAAAUUAUUGAUCAGUCGAUCCGAUAGUUUUUUUAUUGUUAUCGUUGUCGAACAUUAUUGAUGAUAGCGUAAGUAACGUAACCUUUUAUAAUAUCAGCUUUUAACGAUACAAAUUUAAUAAGAAAUAGACGUAGAGUCACUACUUAGAUAUUUCUUUUAUAUAUUUUAGGUUAUGUUACGUAGGUAUUAAUUGGGUACAUUCAGGCGGUGCCAGAGGCUAAGUUCAGCACUUGGCAGUUGUGGCCGCUGUUAUAAAGCGGCUUCGUUUAUGCUGAAUGCGUGGCUACAUGGAGCGGAUUGAAUGUCUAAGACAACCAAACCAUGACCUAAUAUUUUUUUCACUUCACUCAUUUUUUUGUCUCGUUUUGUUCUCGCCAGAGUGUGGUUGGUUGGUUUAAGGAGCUCCAAGAGCUUCACCGUGUGGUGCACUAGAGGCGUGUAGAGACCAAAUUUUGGCUCACCUCCGCGAUUGAAAACCGAGAUUCAUCGCCAUCCGUGGAUUGUUGCGUCUUUUUGUUAGAUUUCUAAGAUAAACAAAAUGUUCACUCGUGAAAACGCUGUUUGUUUUGACAGAAACAGGUUAUAUCCGGCUUCAGCGAUUGAUCUAGGCAAAUCCUGGAUUUGCUUUUCACAAAAAAAAAAAAUUGAAGAUAGAAGAAAUUGAAACGAAUAGGGAACCUAUGAUAUGGCCUAGAGCCAGACAACAUCAGGGUCACCACGAAAUUGUGCUGGCAAAUUGCCUAGUAGCAGCGCUAUUAACGAACAAGAAGAAGAAGUUAUAUAUGUAUUCGCAUUCACCAUUCGCUUUAGCAGCAAAGUCAAUUUACAACAACAUAUUCAAAUUUUCUGGCAAAUUACCUUGUACCGUGUAGCCUGUUAUAUAUUUUAAUUCAAAGGUCAUUAUUGUCGAAAAUGUCAAAUACCGCAAUCCGUUUUUUUUAAAGCGGCAAUUUUCUAAGCUGAGCCAAACACUCAGCCGCUGACGUGAAGCUUUUACGCAGCGCUACAUUCAGUUGGGCUUCUUAGUAAGCAGUCUCAGUUGCUGGGACUGCCUGAAUGUACCCAAUUGAUAAAAUUAUAUUUAUUUGUUGAAAACGUAGAACUAUGUGCAUGAUUUUUCGACUAUUUCUCCAAACAGUGAUAUUCGUUGAUAGAAAAUCAAAACUAAAAUUAGUUAGUUAGCUAAAGCUUACAAAGAAAAAAGUAUUUUAGAUCAAAUUAUUUAAUUAUUAUAGUAUCUUUAAACGGAUAUCAUUAGGUGAGUAGAAAGUUAGGGAAUUGCUAUGCUUUAAAAGACAGAACUGUAAAGCAACAUUUACCAUUAAUUACAUAAGGAGAAUAAAAUUUAAACCUAUAUUGCUGCAUUUCUGUAACUUUCAAAAACCAUCUGUUUGUUAUAUUAUUUCUCUUUUCGUGCCUGUUGAGAUUUUUGAAAUAUUUGGCAUGAGAGUACUAUUCCUGAGGCUAAUACUCACAAACGCGCGUCGCGAUUUAUUUUUACUUUUGGCUGCAAGAAAUAUCUCAACCUCUUAGCAAAUUUCGCUUCUGAUUAAUUUCUGUAUCCAUUUAUAGAUUAGCUGAUUAGGGAUAAAGCAUUAUUGUUAUAUUCAAAUUGCAUUGAUUUUAUUUAUGAGUUUGCUUUUACAAACAACAUAACGAUACUUAAAUUUUUCAUUGAAAAACAAAAGUAAAAGGGAGAUGAAAAAACAAUGGUAAAAAACGGUGGUAGCUCAGAGGCAUAUUUAAAACUAGGAAUAAUGACCAAUAAGAUUUUCCGGAAUGAGAUGAGCAAAAAAAAAACAUAUUUUAUUUAUUGACGAAUGCCACUGACAGCUAGCUGACAGUUAGCUACUUUUUUGUUUUUUUUUUUUAACUGGGGUUUGAAAUAGGAACUUUUUAUAGAAGUUAACCUCCUUUUUGCCUUCAAGUUUAUAUAGUCAUCAUGUGAAUUUCAAAAAAAAGCGAAUUUCGCUCUUAAAGUUUGCACAAUUUGCGUUUGUGAGUCUCGUCUUUAGGCGCAGUUUCCAGUUGAAUCGGCGACUUUGAUCCAAUAAGAACCAAUUGCUGUAAUUCAUAAACAAAUAUCUAGAGGCACUGAAAACAAUUUGUGUUGAAAUCCGUGAUUUUUGUUAAAUUAUCCUACUUAUUUAUUACCUAUUUAUAAGAAGAAUGUUUGUGAUUUUUGUGUUGAAUAAAAACUCGUUCCCAGCUUUCA